GCAAAGCAAAAAACGAAAACAGGGGACAAGAAAUUCCAAAAUCAAGACAUGAAUAUGGAGUUGGAUCAUGUUGUCAAGUUUCUUCAAGGCAAAACUAUUUUAGUCACUGGUGCAACUGGAUUUUUGGCAAAGAUCUUUGUCGAGAAGAUUUUAAGGAUUCAGCCAAAUGUGAAUAAGCUCUAUCUUCUUUUGAGGGCUGCAGAUGCUCAAUCUGCCACGAAACGCUUGCAUAGUGAGAUCAUAGAUACAGAAUUGUUUAAGAUUCUUCGAGACAAUUGGGGUUCAGAAUUUGAUUUCUUUAUAUCAAGUAAGGUGAUAGCAGUGCCUGACGAUAUCUCUUCUGAAAACCUGGGGGUGAAUGAAUCAAAAUUAAGUGAACAAAUGUUGAAAGAAAUAGAAAUUGUAGUACAUGUUGCUGCCACAACAGGAUUCAAUGAAAGGUAUGAUGUUGCAUUGGCCAUCAAUACGUUUGGAGCUCUCAACGUUUUGAGGUUUGCAAAGAAAUGCGAUAAGAUGAAGCUGUUUCUCCACACAUCAACUGCCUACGUGUGCGGUGAACAAGCAGGAAUCAUAUUAGAGAAACCUUUUUCCGUGGAUGACACACUGUUGAAAACAUGUAAAUUAGACAUUACAGAAGAGAAGAGAAUUGUAGAGGAAAAAUUAGAUGAGUUGCCAUUCCAACAUGCCCCAGACGAAGUAAUAAAAUCAGAAAAGAUGGAAUUGGGUCUCCAAAGGGCAAAACUGUAUGGGUGGCCUAACACAUAUGUGUUUACAAAGGCAAUGGGAGAGAUACUUUUAGGGAACUUCAAAGGAGAUUUGCCUCUCGUCAUUAUCCGCCCUACCAUGAUUGGAAGCACUUAUAAAGAACCCUUCUCUGGCUGGAUUGAAUGUGUGAGAACUAUAGAUAGCGUCAUUGUGAGUUAUGGCAAGGGGAAAUUAACAUGUUUUCCUGGCUAUCCUAACUCUGUCCUUGAUGUGAUACCGGCAGACAUGGUGGUAAAUGCAAUGGUCGUGGCCAUGGCAGUUCACACAAAUCAUCAAUCUUGUCAGAUCAUUUACCAUGUUAGCUCCUCAUUGAAAAAUCCUAUAAAAAUCGAGGAUCUUGCAAUAUUUGCAUACCGUUAUUUCACUAAAAACCCAUGGUCUAAUAGACACGGACAAAGAGUUAAAGUUCGUAAACUCACAGUGUUGGGCACAAUCAAUGGAUAUUUUCUAUACAUGUGGACUAAAUAUCUGUUUCCAUUGAAGGUGUUGUAUUUGGUGAACAUCCUUAGUUGCCAGUAUUUUAGGCAAGUUUACACGGACCUUAAUCGCAAAAUCAGGUUUGCAAUGCGGUUGGCAGAAUUUUACAAACCUUAUGUGUUCUUUAAGGGCAACUUUAGUGACACAAACUUAGACAAGUUGCGAAUGGUGGCUCAAGGGAGAGGCAUUGAUAUGGGUGCAUUUGACUUCGAUUCCAAGAGUAUUGAUUGGGAGGAUUACAUGAUGAACAUUCACAUUCCUGGCCUCUUAAGACAUGCGAUUUAAUCUUAAUUAUUGUCAAGAAUAAUAUUAAUCUAUCAACUAUAUCUUUAUAAAUAUGUAUGCAGGACCCUUUGAAUAAGAUUUAAGUAGUGGGUAUCAAUCUUUGAACAGCUUAAAUGAUGAGGAAAGAAGGAGAGUACUUGCAUUACUUUUCAUUGUGACCAAUAACAGAUGUCAUUGCCAUGAUAGUUCUUUAUUUAUUUGUGUUCUUGAUGCUUCUUCAUUUUAGCUUUGCUUCAAA
Theobroma umbraticum is the source of this 1765-nucleotide messenger RNA. RefSeq names its product putative fatty acyl-CoA reductase 4. NCBI's taxonomy places the organism in Eukaryota, Viridiplantae, Streptophyta, Magnoliopsida, Malvales, Malvaceae. The record is from RefSeq and is a predicted model, not a curated record. Gene Ontology annotation, molecular function: alcohol-forming very long-chain fatty acyl-CoA reductase (NADP+) activity. Gene Ontology annotation, biological process: suberin biosynthetic process; long-chain fatty-acyl-CoA metabolic process. Gene Ontology annotation, cellular component: intracellular membrane-bounded organelle.